AUGGGAGGCAAGAAAGGCGGCGAGAACACCAAGAAAGCCGCUGGUAAUGCACGCAAAGCUGAAGCCGCCGCACAGAAACAAGCAGCCAUCGACGCCCGACUGGCCGCCGAGGAAGACGAGAAAUGGUCCAAAGGUGCCAAAGACAAUCGAAAGAAAGAAGCGGCAGCGGCCAAGGCUGCGGAGGCAGCAGCGAAAAAGGCUGAAAGAGACGCACAACUAGCAGAGGAGGAGAAGAGUCAGCGCAGCACACCCAAAGGUGCCAACAAGAAGACAGCAGAGAAGAAGAGUCGCGGUACACUCGACCUUGGGCAGUUGGACGGCGAGCCGAGCGGGACAAGUGGCAAGGAGAAAGCUCUCAACGCUUCGGGCAUUGACAACGCACUUGACGCGCUGAGCUUGACGGGUUCUGCGAACGACCUCAAACUCGACAGGCAUCCGGAGCGGCGAUUUAAGGCGGCGUACAAGGCAUUUGAAGAGCGACGUUUACCGGAGAUCGAGAUCGAGCAUCCUGGUCUACGUAAACAGCAGCGGAUUGAGAUUGUGCGCAAGGAGUUCGAGAAGAGUGAGGAGAAUCCAUUCAACCAGGCUGGCAACAUCAGAUUCGACGCGAGUAAACAGGAAAUGGAGGAGACGAGGAGGAAGGUCAGAGAAGGUGUAGAAAAGAGACUGGUUGAAAAAUGA
Rhinocladiella mackenziei CBS 650.93 is the source of this 681-nucleotide messenger RNA. RefSeq lists its product as uncharacterized. The record is from RefSeq and is a predicted model, not a curated record. NCBI's taxonomy places the organism in Eukaryota, Fungi, Ascomycota, Eurotiomycetes, Chaetothyriales, Herpotrichiellaceae. Gene Ontology annotation, biological process: transcription by RNA polymerase II. Gene Ontology annotation, molecular function: transcription coactivator activity. Gene Ontology annotation, cellular component: nucleus. The coding region runs from base 1 to 681 and encodes 226 amino acids. The transcript has a single exon.